AGACCAGUCAAAAGAAAGAGAGAAGACAGAGAAAACCCAAGAACUGUCGCCGCGAGAUGGAGCCCUUGUCGGGCGCCGCCGCCGCCGCCGCCGCGGCUGCUGGUGGCGGUGGUGCAUCAAGGCCACCGAGCUUCGCCUCGCAGACCAAUGCCCUCCUGCGCAAGAAUCUCAUCUUCCAGAAGCGCAACAGGAAGGCAACCAUUCGGCUAAUCAUAGUUCCGAUAUACCUCUGUGUAUUACUCAGUGUCCUGCAACGAGUCAUCAACAAUUUAUUGGAUAAACCGAAAUACAAGUGUGGAUGCAUGUGUGUUGAUGUGAAUGGCACAGGUCCUUGCCAAAAUGUGUGUGGCAUUCAGUACUCUACAUUGGACCAGGCUGGCAGUUGCCCUAUACCAAAUCCUCCUGAGUGGCCUGCUCUCUUGCAAGUACCCCACCUCGAGUAUCGUGCCACCCAGGAUUCCUCUGAAUCAUGCAGAAAGUCACAAUCCUGCCCGGCCGCCAUACCGUUCACGGGGGCAAAUGAAACUCUAUCUACUACUGUCAUGCAGAACAUGUUCACAGACUCGCCACUUUCAAAUCUUUCUGAUAAUGCGAGCAUAUCUGGUAUUCUCCUGGGGACAGAUAUGCCAGGUACUUCUACGGGCUUCAUCGAACCUGCUUUUAUUUCGGAUGUACCCAUUUAUGUUCUUCAGUCGGAAUGCAAGUCCAGGAAUUCAGUUACACUCCGCACUACCAUUGAUGCUAUUAAUGUUCAGAAAGAGAUAAAAUGUGUUCAAGGUCUACCUUUGUGGCGGAAUAGUUCAAGAACAAUCAAUGAGGAGACCUUUAAGGGUUACCGGAAAGAAAAAAUAGGGAAAGGAAUUAGUGAAGUUGCAAUGGCUUAUGAUUUCCAAGACUCAAACGAGAAGCGUUUCAAUGUGCUUGCAUUGUAUAACUCGACUUAUCAGAAUAUCUCUUAUGUUCCAAUGCCAUUCGGACUUCUGCGUGUUUCACGUUCACUGAAUGCGGUCUCAAAUGCCUAUCUCCAAUUCCUACAAGGUCAAGGUUCAGGCAUAAAAAUGUUGCUUGAGUUUACAAAAGAAAUGCCAAAGCAAGCGACUCGUCUGACGAUUGAUUUUUCUUCUCUUAUUGGUCCUCUCUUUUUCGAAUGGGUUGUUGCGUUGCUUUUCCCGGUUAUGUUGACAUACCUUGUAUAUGAGAAGCAACAUAAGCUCCGAACAAUGAUGAAAAUGCACGGGCUUGGAAAUGGCCCUUACUGGAUUAUCUACUACGCAUACUUCCUUAUCUUGUCUACGGUGUAUCUUGUGCUAUUUGUCAUUUUUGGAGCCCUUAUAGGUCUAAAUUUUUUCAAGACGAAUGACUAUGGUAUCCAGUUUGUUUUCUUCUUCAGUUUCAUUAACUUGCAGAUUGUAUUAUCUUUCCUAGCUGCAACAUUCUUUUCGAAGGUUAAUACUGCUCAAGCAAUUGCAUAUCUGUACAUAUUUGGAUCAGGGUUAAUGGCAGGAUCUCUUAUUCGGAAUUUUCUUGAAGGUGGAAAAUUUCCAAGACACUGGAUUACAGUUCUGGAGAUAAUACCUGCAUUUUCUUUAUAUAGAGGAUUAUAUGAGCUUAGCCAAUAUGCUAUUAGGGCUUCAGAAACGGGAAAUCCUGGCAUGCGAUGGAGUGAUCUAAAUGACCAUACAAAUGGAAUGAGGGAUUUGAUGAUCAUUAUUAUUGUUGAGUGGUUGGUUUUGCUUCCUGUUGCAUAUUAUUUUGACUAUGCUGCUUCAGUUGGAAACAGCUCUGGCCUCCUUUCCAUCAUCAAAUGUCUCCUAAGAAAGAACACCACUUGGAGAAGGAUAGCUGUUAACGAAGUUGCCGACAAUGAUGUUCAUGUGGAAAUGGAGAAGUUAGACAUUAUUAAAGAGAGGGAGACUGUUGAUCAAGUACUACAGCAGCGGAACAGUGGCUACGCUGUUGUCUGUGACGAUCUCAAGAAAGUAUAUCAUGGAAAGGAUGGUAACCCUGAUAAGUAUGCUGUUCGAGGUCUAUCACUUGCUUUGCCGUACGGAGAGUGUUUGGGCAUUCUUGGUCCUAAUGGAGCUGGCAAGAGCUCUUUUAUUAGCAUGAUGAUUGGGUUUUCAAAGCCAACAUCAGGGAAUGCAUUUGUACAGGAUUUCAGCAUACAUACUGACAUGGAAAACAUAUACAACAGCAUGGGGGUUUGUCCACAGAUUGAUAUGCUAUGGGAGAUGCUGACUGGCAGAGAACAUCUCCAGUUUUAUGGUCGACUGAAGAGCCUCACUGGCUCUGCUUUGGACCUUGCUGUUGAAGAAUCUUUAAGAAGUGUAAAUUUACUUCUUGGUGGUGCUGCUGACAAGCAAGUCAGGAAGUACAGUGGUGGCAUGAAGAGGCGUCUUAGCGUGGCCAUCUCGCUGAUUGGAGAUGCUAAAGUAGUGUACAUGGACGAGCCCAGCACUGGACUGGAUCCAGCUUCCAGGAAGAGUCUCUGGACUGCUGUGAAGCAAGCAAAGCAAGAUAGAGCAAUCAUUCUUACGACCCAUUCCAUGGAAGAAGCCGAAGUUCUCUGCGAUCGGUUGUGUAUCAUGGUAGAUGGCAGGCUCCAGUGCAUAGGAAGGCCUAAAGAGCUCAUAGCUAGAUAUGGAGGUUAUUAUGUGCUGACGAUGACGACAUCCUCGGAGUUCGAACGCGAGGUUGAGAAUUUGGCGCUGAAGCUCUCACCGAGCGCGAGGAAGGUUUAUCAUUUGUCCGGAACACAGAAAUACGAGCUGUCGAAGCAACAAGUUAGGAUUGCAGAUGUUUUCAUGGCCGUGGAGAAUCUCAAGAGGAGAGUGGAAGUGCAAGCAUGGGGCCUCGCGGACACCACCAUGGAAGAUGUGUUCGUGAAGGUCGCCACAGGGGCGCAGUCAAGCGACGAACUCUCUUAGCCCGGCGCAAAGGUCCUUUGUAGAAAUUCAUUUUUGUGGAGCCAAUGCUCUGCUCAUCCUGUAUGUUAGAAAUUCUUUUCUGUAUGUGUAUGAUGAUCAUUAUGUUGCAGAUGUGUAUAUUUAGUUUUUUUUUCGAAAAGGGUGUAUAUUUAGGUGUACGGUCAGAAAAGUGUACCUAGCUAACACUCAACACCUUAUAUUCUUAAUGUAAUACUACUACGUGAUUUUUUUUCCUUUUAUUUGAAGAUCAUUG
Molecule: messenger RNA, 3180 nt
Organism: Triticum dicoccoides
Lineage: Eukaryota; Viridiplantae; Streptophyta; Magnoliopsida; Poales; Poaceae
Product: ABC transporter A family member 8-like
Exons: 18
Coding region: 57-2927 (956 amino acids)
Biological process (GO): lipid transport; transmembrane transport
Cellular component (GO): membrane; intracellular membrane-bounded organelle
Molecular function (GO): ATP binding; ABC-type transporter activity; lipid carrier activity
Source: RefSeq, a predicted model, not a curated record